AUGUCCUCCAUAUUUUGUGUUGUAUCUUUCGUCAAAGACGUUACAACCGCUAAUAAAUUUACUGCCGGAACUGCUAUUUAUCGAUCAGGAGAUGAUGAUCUAAUCGAAGAAAUAUGGAAAAAAAAUAUAGUUCUAAUCGUAACGUUUAACCAAUACAUUCCUUUAAACAUCUUCUCUCUAGGUGAUGAACCCACUAUUUAUGAUCUUCCGAUCGCACCAGCAUUCGGAUUCUUCUCUGCACCAAUCCAAGAUUCUGCCAUAACCGAAAAUGGUCAAGGAAUAUUUUGUUUGAAAAAAGAUGUCUAUAAUGGUGUAACAGGCAACCAAUCCUCCUUGUCUAUCCUUUGUAAAUACCCACUUCAUACUCGCCAUAAUAAUGUUGCAGAUGCAACUACUCGUCGCCCAAUUUUUUCAGUUGGUGGAGAGCUUAAUUAUCUUGGCUCUUCUAACACGAACUCAACUUCCACUGCCAAUAAUAACUCAAAUAAUUCCAACAAUAAACGCAAAAGACACGAAGAUCUUGAAAGAAUUGCCGAAAAAUUCAAUACUCACCCAAGCUCUAACAAUAACUUCAAUAAAAACACUCCACAAAGAACCUCUCGCGAUAAUGGUUCAAACCAUAUUCCUUCCAACACUUCCUCAGAAGACACGAGAUUUAAUCAUAUAUGUGCUACUAUGGAACAGAUUAAAGCUUCGGGAAGCUUCUCGUCUUCUAACCUACAUGCAACCAUGCCAGAAUCGAAUUUAGAUAAAGGAAAAGGUCCUAAAACUUAUUCUACAAAUACAAAUAUAAAUGCUCCAUCUUCACCCAUGAAUAUUAUUCCCACUUACACUCAUAACAAUUCGCCUACACCUCGAAGCCAAUCUGAAUUUUCAGAAUUUUCCGAAUAA
Dentiscutata erythropus is the source of this 891-nucleotide messenger RNA. The record is from the annotation of a GenBank genome assembly. Lineage: Eukaryota; Fungi; Glomeromycota; Glomeromycetes; Diversisporales; Gigasporaceae.